Molecule: messenger RNA, 2928 nt
Organism: Triticum urartu
Lineage: Eukaryota; Viridiplantae; Streptophyta; Magnoliopsida; Poales; Poaceae
Source: RefSeq, a predicted model, not a curated record
UGACAGCACGUGACGCAAAUCUCAUCCUGCUCACUCCACUCCAACUCACCCGACAGAGAGAGGGGAACAGAAAGCCCUAAAUCUUCCCCGCUCUUCCCCUCCGUCUCUCCCCCCUGCCGUGGCGGCGCGGCGGCGCGAUUCCUUGGCUGCCCGGCGGCCGCGGCUCACGGGACCAGCGGCCAGGGGAUCAGCGACGGCAGGGCUCGGCUCCCUCCUCUCCUCUCCCUCCUAAUCAAGCUUUCUCUGAAGUAUGGCUUGUGGACUAGUGUAGACCUGUAGACAAAGACACAAAGGAAUUGCUGGCAUAAGUCUUCAUUUGAGAAAGAUCAGUUGGCAGCUUACAAUGGCUGGAAAUCAGCAGCCGGCUUCAGUUGUGUUGGAUUAUGCAGCAGUCCUCGACGCCAAACCCUUGCGCACACUGACCCCCAUGUUCCCUGCACCGCUUGGGAUGCACACUUUCACCCCUAAAAGCUCAUCUUCAGUUGUCUGUGUCACCCCAUUUGGACCAUAUGCUGGAGGUACCGAACAGGGAAUGCCUGGUGGUGUUCCGCCAAUGUUAACAUCACUGUCCGCUCCUGCAGAUCCCAACCAGGUGCAGCCAUAUACGGCUCAUAUGAAUGGAACUUCUAAUGCUAAUGGUACUACAAACAACACAGUGGUUACCCCUGUGUUGCAAACUCCUCCAGCACCCACUAUACAGGAAUCUGGUAAGAAGAAGAGGGGGAGACCCAGGCGUGUGCAAGAUACCACUACUGUUCCUUCGGUUCCUCCAGUUCAACCGGUUCCAACGGUUCCUCCAGUUCAACCGGUUCCAACGGUUCCUACAGUUCAUUUGGUUCCUUCAGUUCCUUCAGCUCCUCCAGAAGUUAAUAAUAUUGUUCUCCAGACACCUCCUUCAGCCGUCACACAGGAAUCUGGUAAGAGGAAGAGGGGACGACCAAAGCGUGUGCCAGAUGUUUCUGUCUUACCAACUCCAUUGCCUGCAGCAGAUGGUACACCUAUUUUACAGACACCUCCUGCAUCUAGUGUACAUGAAUCUGUUACAAAGAAAAGGGGGCGGCGACCCAAGCUUGUGCAGGAUAGUCCAGAUACUUCAACUCCUCCAGUUCAUUCAAAAGAGAGUAAGCCCUUUAUGCAGACUCCUUCUGCAGUCACCUUAUUGGAGGGUGGUAAGAGGAAGAGAGGGCGGCCGAAGCGUGUGCCUGAUAGUUCAGUGACUCCUUCAAGUCAUUCUGGCCUUUCAGUAGAUGUUGACAGUGGUGACACAUCAAAACGUGGACGGCCUAAAAAAAUUGACACAAGCCUGUUGCACCUACCGUCUUUGUUUUCAGACGAUCCCAGGGAGUCCGCAGAUAAUGUGCUUAUGAUGUUUGAUGCACUGCGACGACGGCUCAUGCAGUUGGAUGAGGUGAAGCAAGUAGCAAAGCAGCAGCAAAACUUGAAGGCUGGGAGUAUCAUGAUGAACGCUGAACUUCGCCUCAAUAAGAACAAGAGGAUUGGAGAGGUUCCAGGUGUCGAGGUUGGUGACAUGUUCUACUUCAGAAUUGAGAUGUGCCUGGUAGGGUUAAAUAGUCAGAGCAUGGCAGGGAUAGAUUAUAUGUCUGCUAAGUUUGGUAACGAGGAGGACCCCGUGGCCAUUAGUAUUGUGUCAGCUGGUGUGUAUGAGGAUGCCGAAGAUGAUGAUCCAGAUGUUCUGGUUUACAGUGGACAUGGCAUGUCUGGUAAGGAUGACCAAAAGCUUGAGAGAGGUAAUCUUGCACUGGAGAGGAGUUUGCAUAGGGGUAAUCCCAUUAGAGUCGUUCGCACUGUGAAAGACUUGACUUGUUCAACUGGUAAGAUAUACAUAUAUGAUGGCCUUUACCAGAUCAGAGAAGCCUGGGUGGAGAAAGGGAAAUCUGGUUUCAAUAUGUUUAAACACAAGUUGCUCAGAGAACCUGGACAACCUGAUGGCAUUGCAGUGUGGAAGAAGACUGAAAAAUGGAGGGAAAAUCCAUCCUCUAGAGAUCGUGUUAUAUUGCACGACAUAUCAUACGGUGUGGAAAGUAAGCCUAUCUGCCUUGUAAAUGAGGUUGACGAUGAGAAAGGUCCUAGCCACUUCACCUAUACAACUAAACUUAAUUACAUGAAUUCCCCAAGCUCAAUGAGAAAGAUGCAAGGCUGCAAAUGCACAAGCGUAUGUCUACCCGGUGAUAACAACUGUUCUUGCACGCAUCGAAAUGCUGGUGACCUUCCUUACAGUGCUUCAGGCAUACUUGUUAGUCGGAUGCCUAUGUUAUACGAGUGCAAUGAUUCAUGCACUUGUUUACAUAAUUGCCGGAACCGGGUUGUACAAAAAGGUAUCCAGAUCCACUUUGAAGUGUUUAAGACGGGAGAUCGAGGUUGGGGCCUGCGUAGUUGGGAUCCAAUCCGAGCAGGCACAUUUAUCUGUGAAUAUGCAGGUGUAAUUGUUGACAAGAAUGCUCUUGAUGCAGAAGAUGAUUAUAUCUUUGAGACCCCUCCUUCGGAGCAGAACUUAAGAUGGAACUAUGCACCAGAAUUACUGGGUGAACCUAGUCUUUCUGACUUAAACGAAUCAUCUAAGCAGUUGCCAAUAAUUAUUAGUGCAAAACAUACUGGUAACAUAGCUCGCUUCAUGAACCACAGCUGCUCACCUAAUGUUUUUUGGCAACCAGUUCUAUAUGACCAUGGUGAUGAGGGAUAUCCACACAUCGCCUUCUUUGCAAUUAAGCAUAUUCCUCCAAUGACAGAGCUUACAUAUGAUUAUGGUCAGAGCCAAGAGCAAAUGAACGCAAAAUUCAUAAUGAUCCAGCUGGGAUUGCCCAUGCUCGUGCGUGAGGUAAAAAAGAUGGGGGCAGACGGCAGGGAGAGCGCCGGCCCCCCUAUUUUUAUUUUAUGAUUUGGUGAAUGGAUUUGAUGGUUGAUUGAGUA